AUGAUGGUGGAGACCUAUAGGAACCUGCUGUCUGUGGCUUCGCUCAACGCCCCGCCCCCCGACGACCAGGCUCUGCUGAGUCCCCGCCCCCAGGCCGCUCCGCUCUUUCACUGCGAGUGCGCGCAGCGUCCCGCAAACCCGGAAGCGAAGCGCGGCAAGUGGAGGUCUCUCAGUUCAGCACUCGUGUUAGCUGAGGAAGAAGUCCAGAAGAGGAGGAAGGUGAAAGAAAACGUGUCAGGAAUGGCUCUUUCUAAGACACAGUUAACUGUCGAGGAUGUGGACGUCAAGUUCACUCCCGAGGAGUGGGAAUGCCUCGACCCUGCUCAGAGGGCCUUGUACCGGGACGUGAUGGAGGAGACCUAUAGGAACCUACUGUCUGUGGAUGUGUCUCGUAUAGAUAUGACCAUGAAAUUACAAGUAAAAGGAAACAGUGGAAAAGGAGAAAUUUUUCAAAGAGUGAUAUUUGGGAGAGCCAAAACUCAUGAAAUUAAAGAUUUUUUCCUCAGGAAGAUACAGGAAACUGUGGAUGGUUUUGAGAGUCUGUGGACAGAUAAUGAAAGAAGAGACAAUGGAAUAUCUAUAUCCCAUAACAAAAAUCUCACUGAUGGAAAAGAUCAUCAGAAUAGAAAUGAUGCAGGAGAAAAGCCUGUUGAAAAGCAUGGAUUAAACUUUCAUCAUGAAUUGCAGAUGCUUCAGUCUGAAGGGACAAUUUGUGAAUGUAGUCAGGUUGUGACGAGUAUCAACAGUAGUGUCUCAGUUUUGCCACCUCAGAGAAUUCAUAAUGUCUGCAAAGGCAUUUCUCAUAAAAAUGAGUGUGCUGUUACGCAUCCCUCAGAACAGGCCCUCGACCAGAAAGGACCCAAGAAAAAAUCUUACAAAAGUAAUGAGUGUGGCAUAACCUUUCUUCAGCACUCAGAACUCACUAGACAUCAAAGAAUCCAUACAGGAAGAAAACCAUAUAAAGCGGACGUGUGUUGCAAGGGGUUUAAUGAUAAUGUGAGCCUUGUAGUUCAUCAGAGACAUCAUACUGGAGAGAAACCGUAUAAAUGUGAUGUAUGUAGCCACAGCUUUAAACAGAACACAGCGCUUCAAAUUCAUCUGAGAGUUCAUGCUGGAGAGAGAACAUAUAACUGUGAUGUAUUUGGCCACUGCUUUAAGCACAAUGCACACCUUCAAAAUCAUGGGAGAACUCAUACUGGAGAGAAACCAUAUAAAUGUGAUGUGUGUGGAAAGGCCUUUACUCGCAAAGAAAGCUGGGCACUUCAUCUGAUCCUUCAUACUGGAGAGAAACUAUAUAAAUGUGAUAUAUGUGGCCGUGGCUAUACUCGAAGCAGACAACUUGCAAUUCAUCAGAAAGUUCAUACUGGAGAGAAGCCAUAUACAUGUGAUGUGUGUGGCCGUGGCUAUACUCGAAAGUCAGACCUUGGAAUUCAUCAGAGAGUUCAUACUGGAGAGAAGCCGUAUAAGUGUGAUCUCUGUGGACAGGCCUUUACUCGCAAAGAAAGCCACACAGUUCAUCAGAUCCUUCAUACUGGAGAGAAACCUUAUAAAUGUGAUGUAUGUGGCCGUGGCUAUACUCGAAGCAGACAACUUGCACAUCAUUGGAGACUUCAUACUGGAGAGAAACCAUAUAAAUGUGAUGCUUGUGGCCGUGGCUAUACUCAAAAAUCACAACUUGGAAUUCAUCGGAGAGUUCAUACUGGAGAGAAGCCAUAUAAGUGUGAUCUCUGUGGACAGGCCUUUACUCGCAAAGAAAGCCACACAGUUCAUCAGAUCCUCCAUACUGGAGAGAAACCAUAUAAAUGUGAUGUAUGUGGCCGUGGCUAUACUCGAAACAGACAACUUGCAGUUCACUGGAGACUUCAUACUGGAGAGAAACCAUAUAAAUGUGAUGUGUGCGGCNAGGAAAUAGGCUUGGACCUGAGGCCAGAAGUCACUCCCGUUAGAAACACUAUCCAGUACCACGGGAAGCAGGCCUGGGAAUUCGGGACCACAUCCAGCGCCUACGAGAUGCCGAGAUCCUAA
Messenger RNA from Odocoileus virginianus texanus, 2025 nucleotides. The record is from RefSeq and is a predicted model, not a curated record. NCBI's taxonomy places the organism in Eukaryota, Metazoa, Chordata, Mammalia, Artiodactyla, Cervidae.